This is a messenger RNA of Parascedosporium putredinis, 555 nucleotides long. The record is from the annotation of a GenBank genome assembly. NCBI's taxonomy places the organism in Eukaryota, Fungi, Ascomycota, Sordariomycetes, Microascales, Microascaceae.
AUGGCGGCAGCUCCAUUUUCGGUGGCGGUGACUACAAGAAGCACAGCAGCUCCAAGUCUUCAUUUUUGGUCUUCCAACCGGAAGCCGCUCCUCUUUUUCGGUCUUGGAAACCGCUCAUCCUACUACAAGCGCUCCCCACGCAAAGGCUUCAUGCACCGCGCCCUGAAAAAGCUAAAGGAUAUCCUGCGCGACCUCGUCAAAUAUGCCAAGCGCCACCCCAUGAAAGUCUUUCUCCUCGUCCUCGUGCCCCUCAUCACCGGCGGCGCUCUCACUGCCCUCCUCGCCCGCUUCGGCCUCCGCCUUCCCGCCGGUAUUGAGCGACUCCUCGGUGCCGCUACCCGCGCCGCCGCCGGCGACUCUUCUGGUCUUGUCGGCGAGGCUAUGAGAAUGGCGGGAGGCAUGGCUGGCGGUGCUGGCGGUGCAGCGGAGGCGAAGCGCGGGCGGGACGGCGACCUCAGGUGGGAGAGGAGCAGCGAAACGACUUCUUCAUGGGGAGGAGGCGGUGGGGAUGGCUGGGGGAACGGCAUGUCUAGCAUGAUAAAGAUGUUUACUUGA